UCGUCGUCCGUUGUCGAAAAAUUUUUUAUUAAAUCGACUGCAGUGUUGAUGUUGUGUCGGCGCAGUAACGUAACAACCGCCGUCCGGUCCGGUGCUUCGAGUUUUCCGUUUUUGAUUCCGUCGUGGACCGCACGUAAAACGCUACGGGGAAUCGACGGACCGCGGACGUGCUCGAUUAUAAUAUAACACUACAGGUGUAUUUCAGGUAAUAAGUGUGAAAUCGUAUUUGACCGAAUAUUAUAUCGUAUUUCGCGUUAGCAGCAAACGGCGGACUCCACAUGACUUUUCGCCGUUUUCAGUCUUCCUGUCAAAUCGCCGUGGUUGUCUUGUUACUUGCCCUGCUCAUCCCGCCGCUGACGGCAGCGUCUUCCGGUAAAUGCCGACUAGUCCGUUCUCUCCGCGACGAGAUCGCCAGCUAUCGUCCCGUUGUGGAGCGCGUGCUCUCGUAUGUCCAGGAUAAGAAAGGUUACAAGGGCAGGACAUGGGCUGCCUUAUCCGAGUUCACAGAUAUGUUUGGCUCACGGUUGGCCAGCACGUCAAACCUUGAGAACUCCAUCGACUACAUGAUGAACUCACUGAGGGCCGAAAACUUGGAUAAUGUGCACGCCGAACGCGUCAUGUUCACGGGAUGGCAAAGACGUAAGGAAAACGCUGCGUUAGUGAAACCUAGGUACAAGAACCUGGCGAUGUUGGGGCUGGGUGGCAGUGUCAGCACGGCCCCGGAAGGAAUCAGGGCUGAAGUAGUGGUGGUCACCUCGUUCGACGACCUCUCCAAUAAAUCGUCACAGGUCAGCGGAAAAAUCGUUGUGUACAAUCAACCGUACGUGUCGUACUCUGAAACUGUGGUGUACAGGUCGAUGGGAGCGAGUGAGGCGUCCAAGUACGGUGCCGUGGCCACAUUGAUUCGAUCCAUCACUCCGUUCUCGUUGAAUACACCGCACGCUGGCCAUCAAAGUUACAGCGACGGCGUGAAAAAGAUACCAACGGCCUGCAUCACGGUCGAGGAUGCCGAACUCUUGAACAGGAUGUACAACCGAGGCACCAAAUUGGAAAUUUUUUUGAAAAUGGACUCAAAGUUCUUUACCAACGCUACAUCCAGGAACACUGUUGCCGAAAUCAAAGGCACGACAGAUCCUGAUAAAAUAGUGUUGGUUUCGGGACAUCUGGACAGUUGGGACGUGGGGCAAGGUGCGAUGGACGACGGUGGGCGGUGCGUUUAUAAGCUGGAAUUAGUCUCGUCAUGUUUAUUGUGGACAGCUGAAGAAGAAGGAUAUAUAGGGGCCUAUGCGUACUUAAAAGGACAUAAAUCAGAACUUGAAAAAUUUAAUUUGGUCAUUGAAUCGGAUGAAGGGACGUUUCAACCGUAUGGAAUUGAGUUUCAUGGUUCUGAAACAUCAGCGUGCAUUAUGGUUGAAGUGGCCAAAUUAUUUGACUCCAUCAAUGCGACUACCAUGCAGUCCAGCAAAGAAAACGUUGGUUCGGAUAUCGAAGUAUUUGAAAACAUUAAUAUACCCGGUUUGAGUUUGCUGAAUAGAAAUGAAAAAUACUUUUGGUACCAUCAUACAGAAGCCGAUACAAUGGCCGUUGAGGAUCCAGAUUCGUUGGACUUAAACACUGCCAUGUUUGCGGUUAUAUCGUACAUCAUUGCUGAUUUAUCCGUAGAAUUGCCAAAAUCAUAAACAUUAUAAAAUAUUAAUUAUAAUACUUAUGUCUAACGUUUGUAAAAUUAAAACAGUUUUCUACGAAUAGCUUAGGCAACGUUAUGGCUAACAAUAUCAUAUUACCCAUUAGGCGCAUGUAUGAUAAUAUAUAUAAAUGUUAUACUAAAAUUAAAAGUUUUAACAUUAUCAAAAUAUAUUUUCAAGUUUAUUUUGUUUACUAUAAGUUAGUUCUAAUUCAACCGAUGGAAUUUGGUUAUGUUCUUGUAUAUAUAAAAUAGUGAAUUAUAUAAUUUACAAUGUAUGUAUAAAUUUAAUAUUAUUCAUAUUAUUAUGAUGAUUAAAAUAAAAAAUGUCUGCUCGAUUGUAAAAUCAUUAAAGAUUAAUUUCA
This is a messenger RNA of Acyrthosiphon pisum (pea aphid), 2049 nucleotides long. RefSeq names its product carboxypeptidase Q. The record is from RefSeq and is a predicted model, not a curated record. The transcript has 7 exons. Gene Ontology annotation, biological process: proteolysis; peptide catabolic process. Gene Ontology annotation, molecular function: metallodipeptidase activity. Lineage: Eukaryota; Metazoa; Arthropoda; Insecta; Hemiptera; Aphididae. Bases 279 to 1679 code for a protein of 466 amino acids.